CCCUUGGAGACCCCGCUCCCGUUGCCUAGACUAGUAUGUUUCUGGUAGAUGUUGGUUCGUAACAUUACGGCGGAUUAGACAUUUCCUAGCUACCACUUUUCAUAACCUAAAUACGAUACCUUAGGUAUAGGUUAGGUACCUAGCCUACCUAACUUACGUAGUAGUUGACAACCUGGAAAUAAAGCCCUGGGAACUUCCUCUCCUAGAAAUUACCCUUUUUCCCCAUGGGCUUUUCAUGGGCUGCAUUGUAACGUACCAGGCCCCCUCGUCGCGACAUUCGCCGCCGUACACUAAGACACUGCCCACAUCCUUUCGAUUAAAUGGCCUAUUAGGUACCUAAAUUACAAUUCUAGUACAAGGCGGUCAAAAUUUGGAUUAUAAGUCCCGUUCUUUACCGUAAAUGGUCUAGGCCUGGCCAAAAUUACUGACAACAUCGCCAGUCAAGAAGCUUAAACCUUCACGACGGGUCUGAUAGUAACGGCAAAAAAAUAAAAAGGGUUAACUUUCAACCACAUCUUUACCUAUAAGCUACCUAAGGGUAAAAAUGGAACAAUGCGAUUUUAUCAUUAUCGGUGCUGGACUCUCUGGGAUCAACGCGGCUUACCGCUUGAAGACUCAGCUGCCUGACUGCUCCUACACCAUCUUAGAAGCACGACACGAGAUCGGCGGCACAUGGUCGUUCUUUAAGUUUCCCGGUAUUCGUUCGGACUCAGAUCUUACUUUGUUCGGCUUUCCUUGGCGACCAUGGCUACACGAUGCGGAUAUGGCUGGAGCCCAUCUUAUUAAAGAAUACAUAGAAGAUGCGGCCCGAGCCGAAGGUAUCGACAAGAAGAUUCAGCUCAAGCACCAGGUCACCGGUAUCAGCUGGUCUUCGGCGGAACAGCUUUGGACCGUAGCAGUCAGCGCGGACGGCAUAGCGAAGGAAUUCAAAGCCAGAUUUUUGAUCGCCAGCUCGGGGUAUUACAAUUAUGCCAGUCCGCUCAAGACCGUGAUUCCUGGCAUCGAAAAUUUCAAGGGCACGGUCGCGCACCCUCAGUUCUGGCCUGAGGAUCUUGACUAUGCUAAUAAGAAAGUUAUCAUCAUCGGAUCUGGAGCUACAGCCAUCACUAUGGUGCCAGCCAUGGUCAAAAAGGCAGGCCAUGUAACGAUGCUCCAGAGAAGCCCGUCCUACGUUCUCAGCCUGCCCCUAUCAGACCCGGCUGGGAAAUGGAUCAGGAACAUUUUCCCAGAAAGAAUUGCUCAUUCACUCAACUGGUGGCGAUGCUUCAUAGUAGAACAUCUCUUCGUUUUCUUCUGCGUCACAUUCCCGAAUCUGGCGAGAAAGUUCAUCGUAAAUGAGAUGAAGAAAGAAUUGCCGCCUGAUAUUGAUGCAGACGUCCAUUUCAACCCGAAGUACGACCCUUUCGACCAGCGCCUAGGUUUAUGUCCAGAUGGUGACUUUUUCAAAGCUCUACGCAGGGAUAAUUGCGAUAUCGUGACCGACCACAUCGAGACGGUCACAGCAGACGGAAUUCUUACCAGAUCGGGGAAGAAGCUUGAUGCGGACAUUAUCGUUACAGCUACGGGCCUUCAUGUCCACCUGCUUGGAGGCAUCACCCCCAUAGUUGACGGGCGACCUGUGGACGUGGGGUCAUGUUAUAGCUGGAGAGGGACCAUGGUAACUGGUGUACCAAAUGCCGGCGCCAUUAUGGGAUAUACCGUAACUUCCUGGACGCUCGGUGCUGACAGCUGUAUCAAGCUGGUCAUCAAGCUUUGGAAGCACAUGCAGAAAAUCGGCGCGACUUCAGUUAUGCCAGUUAACGCCCAAUCUGACCUCGCUUCAUCCAGGCCGGUUGUGGAACACAGCUCGACGUACUUUGUGAUGGCGCAGGGCAGGUUACCGAGGAUCACGGGUACAUCGCCGUGGUAUGGACGCACAAAUACCAUAUACGACCAUAUAAAGCUGUGGUUUGGUAGUGUUACAAAGGGGCUGGAGUACACAUACGCAUCGAAGAAAAACGACUAAGCACUAUAUAUGAGGAACAAAGAAAGGGGGGGG
Molecule: messenger RNA, 2038 nt
Organism: Daldinia caldariorum
Lineage: Eukaryota; Fungi; Ascomycota; Sordariomycetes; Xylariales; Hypoxylaceae
Product: FAD/NAD(P)-binding domain-containing protein
Exons: 4
Coding region: 545-2005 (486 amino acids)
Source: RefSeq, a predicted model, not a curated record